Dermatophagoides pteronyssinus (European house dust mite) is the source of this 2513-nucleotide messenger RNA. It is a transcript of the gene GPHR, whose product is annotated as Golgi pH regulator. Lineage: Eukaryota; Metazoa; Arthropoda; Arachnida; Sarcoptiformes; Pyroglyphidae. The record is from RefSeq and is a predicted model, not a curated record. Gene Ontology annotation, biological process: intracellular pH reduction. Gene Ontology annotation, cellular component: Golgi cisterna membrane. Gene Ontology annotation, molecular function: voltage-gated monoatomic anion channel activity.
UUUGAUGAAACUUUGUUUUGAAAUGUGAUAAUUUUUGGAUUUGGAAAAACGAAAAAUCAAAGCAAAAAAACUUAAUCUAAAAUAAUGAUCAAAUGGCUUGGAUCAAUACGCAAGAUCUUUGUGUUGUUUUAAUUACUCAGUUAUUAUUUUUUGCUUUUGGUUGGUAUAUAUUUGUUAAAAAAUUAUUCCGUGAUUAUGAAAUUAAUCAUAAAUGGAUACAAAUAUUAUUCUGUGUUACAUUAUCCAUAUCAUGUUGUAUGUUUGAAUUGAUUAUAUUUGAAAUUGUUGAUUUUCUUGAUACAAGUUCACGUUAUUUUCAUUGGUAUCUAUCCAUUUAUCUAAUGUUAUUUAUGCUUUUGGUUGCCUUACCAUUUUCAAUAUCAUAUUUUUUGAUUGAAAAUUGUUUUUCCGAUGGUCGAACGCCGAUUAGAUGGCGUUCCAAAUUCAUACUAACCGGUAUUGUAUGGUUAAUGUUUAUUGUUAUUUUCUGGAAAAUUGGUAAUCCAUUUCCAAUAUCAUCACCACGUCAUGGUAUAUUAUCGAUUGAACAUCAAAUUAGUCGUGUUGGUAUUAUUGGUGUUACAUUAAUAGCAAUGUUAUCCGGUUUUGGUGCCGUUAAUUAUCCAUAUUUAUCAAUGUCAUAUUUUACAACCACUGUAACGACAGCUGAUUUAGCUAAUGCUGAAAAACGUUUAAUGCAAACAUGGGAUAAAAUUGUUAUGAAAAAGAAACAAAUAUCAACAGCAUUGUAUAAUCAAAAAAUAUCCUCAACUGGUGGUUUGGGUGGUAAACUAAUACAGAAUUCUUCCUCUUCUUCAUCAACAAAUUCCAAAACAUCAUUCUGGUCAUAUUUGAAAAAUUUUAGUUCAACAUUUGAUUUUCAAACAACAAACAUUCAACAAUUACAACGUGAAUGUUCAAAUUUAGAAGAAAUGUCCAGACAAUUAUUUCUUGAAUAUGUUGAUCUUAAACGUAUGGAAGAUAGAUUUAUACAAUCACGAACGAUAAAAGGUCGUUUUUUUAAUUAUUUGGGAUAUUUUUUCUCAAUAUAUUGUAUAUAUAAAAUAAUAUUGUGUACAAUCAAUAUUGUAUUUGAUCGUGUUGGUCGUAUGGAUCCAAUAACACGUACAUUACAAUUUCUUGUCAAUUAUAUUGGUAUCGAUGUUGAUGUAAAAUUCUGGUCACAACAUUGUUCAUUUUUGGUGAUCGGUGUUAUUGUUCUCACAUCAACACGUGGUUUACUUAUUAAUUUAACAAAGUUUUUCUAUGCAAUUUCAUCAUCAAAAUCAUCAAACAUUAUUGUCUGUUUAUUAGCCGAAUUAAUGGGAAUGUAUUUUGUUGCAUCAAUAUUAUUAAUGCGUAUGAAUAUGCCAUUAGAAUAUCGUAUGAUUAUAACUGAAGUACUUGUUUUAAAAUUUGAUCCCGAAUAUGAAUUACCAUUUCAUGGUCCAUAUCAGAAACCAACAACAGUAUUAUUACGUAUACGUUCAAUUGUACAAGAUAAAAUAAUAUUAGCAUUUAAAAUAAAAACAACAGCACCGAAAUUCUAUUCGGUUUCACCGACACAUGGUUAUCUACAACCAGAUAAUGAAUGUAUAAUAACAUUAACGUUUAAUGGCCAGGAACAGGAUUUACGUUCAACCAAAAUGAAACAUAAAUUUUUAAUACAAGCAACCCGUGCACCGGAUGAUUUAGAAUCAAUACAACCGGAUCGUUUUUGGAAAGAAUUAAAUUCAAUUAGUAAUCAAUUAGGCAGACAAUCGAUUAUAAUUUAUGAACAUAAAUUACAAUGUUUAUUUGAUAUUUUUAAUGAUAAUAAUGUUGAUGCAAUGGUUAGUGCUGUAUCGGAUAAAGUUAUUAAACCAUUGAAACCAGAACAAUCGCAAUCACAAUCACAAUCGCAAACACAACAACAAUUUAAAUCAUUUGCUGCUGCUGAUGAAUUUGUAAAUCGAAUAGCAACAACAACAACAGCGACAGCGGCAGCGACAGCGACGACAACAACAACAAAAUCCAAAGCAAACGAUAAAGAACAAUCAUCAGUAUCAACAUCAUCAUCAUCAACAAUCGUAAAUGAUGAACAACAAAGACAAAGACGUUUUGAAUUGAAAACAUUAAUUUGGGCUAUUUUGGCUGCAAUUCUAGCUAUAGUUGCUGCAUUACCAAUCUAUUGGAAUCGUUUACGAUUACGUCAACGUCAACAACAACAACAACAACAACAGAAUCCACAAAAUGAAACGAUGAUUAACGAUGAUUCGCCCGUUGAUGAUGAUGAUAAUAGUCAUUGUCGUAUGAUGAAAAAAUUAACAUAUAUUGGUGUGGCAAUAUUUGUUGCCAUAAUUGGUUGGGCUAUUUAUCAAUAUCAAUAUUAUUGGCGUAUACAACGAUAAACAAACGUGCAGACGUUCUUUUUGUGUAAAUGAUGAAAGAAACGUGUAGGCGUGGGUACAAUUCGAAACGUGUGGGUGUGUGUGGGCGUGUGAAAAUGCGGAUGAAAGAGUGUACACGUUUGA